This is a messenger RNA of Gamsiella multidivaricata, 849 nucleotides long. RefSeq names its product transcription initiation factor TFIID subunit A-domain-containing protein. Gene Ontology annotation, biological process: RNA polymerase II preinitiation complex assembly; DNA-templated transcription initiation. The coding region runs from base 121 to 504 and encodes 127 amino acids. Gene Ontology annotation, cellular component: SAGA complex; transcription factor TFIID complex; SLIK (SAGA-like) complex. The transcript has 3 exons. Gene Ontology annotation, molecular function: DNA binding; TBP-class protein binding; protein heterodimerization activity. Lineage: Eukaryota; Fungi; Mortierellomycota; Mortierellomycetes; Mortierellales; Mortierellaceae. The record is from RefSeq and is a predicted model, not a curated record.
GGUCAUCAACUCUUUGUCUGUCAUUCACGUUCAAGCAGCCAAAGAUUAAUAACAAUAGCAAACUCACCCACUCACCCACCUUCAACUACUCAAGAGCAGAAACAGCAGGAAUACUUGAUCAUGACUUCACCAGGAAGUGGGCUCGACAUGUCUGAGAACUCGUCCAGCUUGAUCACCAAGCGCAAGAUCCAGGAAAUGGUAGCACAGAUCGACCCAAGCGAAAGACUGGAACCUGAGGUCGAGGAUAUUCUAUUAGAGUUGGCGGACGAGUUCAUCGAGUCCGUAACGCAAUUUGCCUGCAGACUAGCCACACACCGAAAGUCGUCGACACUGGAAGUCAAGGAUGUUCAACUUCAUCUCGAGAGAAAUUGGAACAUCAGGAUCCCAGGAUUUGCGUCAGAGGAGAUUCGAUCCGUACGAAAGUCGACAGUACCAUCAUCUCAUACGCAAAAAGUAACUGCGGUCAAUAAUGCCAAGGCAUCCUUGGCAUCCACAAGCAAGUGACAAGAUGAUUUUGCAUGGAGCCGGAUCACUUUUAGUUGCUAAAGUACAGCUACUGGGAUCAGCACAACAGAAACAAAAAGAGACGGCUUUGCAAGAUGUAAACUAGGACACCCUCAGCAACAAUGUACAAUAAGGCUCAGUGCCACAGACGCACACCGCAUUUCGAAAAUGAACUGUUCAGAAAAUAAACUAUAUGCCGUUGUUUUUUCUGCGUCUUGCGCUUCACAACCAGACGCUAGGCUCUUUUUUUUGUCAUGGACACAUAUCUCCGCUAUCCAGGCCGGACAGAAGACAGCGUUAUUUGAGAAUCAAGACAUCGAGAACUAUAUAUCAUGUCGAAUGUAA